AUGGAGGAACGUCGCGACGACGAACAGGGACUGGGAACAGAUAAACAAACUGGACUCAACUCAGUGAUGCCUCAUCGAUCCUCGAACGAUCACGGAAGCAUCGCAGCUUUUUCCAGUGCCCCUCAGCACACACUUCAAACUCCAAAGACCGCAUUGGACACAAACGAUGAGCUCCACGACGACGAAAUCGAGUAUCCCGACGGCGGACUCCAGGCCUGGAUGGUGGUGGUCGGCGCGUGGUGCGCCAUGAUCCCGCCGAUGGGCAUCAUCAACACCAUUUCCGUGCUCCAAGGCUGGCUGCUGCAAAACGAGCUCAAGGGCGUACCUGAAAGCAAAGCGGGAUGGAUCUUCUCUUGCUAUGCGUUUUUCAUCACGGCUUGUGGGGCACAAAUUGGACCAGUGUUUGACGCAUUCGACAUCAGGGUGCUACUCAUCCCAGGCUCCAUUGGCAUGAUUGCCUCAAUGAUCUUCCUCAGCUUGUCGACAGAGUUCUACCAAAUGCUCCUAUCCUUCGGCGUCUGCGGCGGCAUCAGCGCCGCCUUCCUCUUCAACCCGGCCCUCUCCGCCAUAGGCCACUGGUUCAACGAGCGCCGCGCCUUCGCGACAGGCGUAGCCUGCACGGCCGGCGGCCUCGGCGGCAUCGGCUUCUCCCUCAUCAUCCAGUACCUCGCGCCCCGCAUCGGCUUCCCCUGGGCCAUGCGCAUCAUCGCCUUCAUCUCGACGGGCAGCCUGGUCGUCACGAACCUCUUCCUCCGGAAACGCCUCCCGCCCAAACGCAAAGCCAAGGCCCUGAUCGACUUUCGCCUUCUGCGCGACUCCAAGUUUGGCGUUACCGUGGUGGCCGUCUUCUUUGUCGAGUUUGCCGUCUUUAUACCCUAUUCGUACAUAUCAUCCUACGCUAUUGAAAAGGGGCUCGGCCUGCAGAAGUCCUUCCUCCUCAACGUCCUGCUCAACGCUGGCGCGAUACCGGGCCGGAUGUUACCGGGUUACAUUGCCGACCGCGUGGGCGCCUUCAACACAAUGUGCGUCACAUCCCUCUGCUGCGGCGUCUUGAUUCUGGGUUUGUGGCUCGCCGCCGGCGACGUGGACGCCAAGAUCAUGUCCUUUACCACACUAUUUGGAUUCUGGUCCGGUGCGGCCAUCAGCUUGUCGCCGGUGUGUAUCUCACGCGUCUGCAAGAUUGAGGACUAUGGCAAGUCGACGGGCAUGGCGUACUUCAUUGCCAGCUUUGGUGCGCUGAUAGGUAUUCCCUUGGCCGGGUUCCUGUUGAAGACGGGGACCGAGCCGUAUCGGAACUUGAUCAUCUUCGCGGGGGCGGCGUACAUGUUUGCAUUUGUAGCAUUCUGUGGUGCUAGAGGCAUCGCGGGCGGGUGGAAACCAGCGUUGUUCUAG
Molecule: messenger RNA, 1392 nt
Organism: Colletotrichum paranaense
Lineage: Eukaryota; Fungi; Ascomycota; Sordariomycetes; Glomerellales; Glomerellaceae
Product: riboflavin transporter MCH5
Exons: 4
Coding region: 1-1392 (463 amino acids)
Biological process (GO): transmembrane transport
Cellular component (GO): membrane
Molecular function (GO): transmembrane transporter activity
Source: RefSeq, a predicted model, not a curated record